AAUGUCUUCAGUCUAGAGCAAAAAGAAAUGAAUUUGCCUUGCCGUUACAAUAGUUUCGGAGGAGACUGUAUAAACCCAAACCCUUGGAUUGUUCCCUUUUGCUGAACAGCAAUACAGAUUAUUUAAUUUUUAGAUUUGGACUUUUUCUCAAAGAAGGUAAAGCUUUGCAAGGGCUUGGAACCAACCUGGCACUGGUCACUGAGGAGGUACCUGAAUGUACCUUUAUCUGCUUUUCUGUACUGGUCCAUUCGAGUCUCAGCAGGGAGGAGCCCAUUUUGAAUGGGCUAGUGUGUGUGUGUGUGUGUGUGUGUGUGUGUGUGUGUGUGUGUGUGUGUGUGUGUGUGUGGAUUCAAACAGCACUGUGCGUGUGUGCUUGAUGGAUUUCUUGCUGCUUCGAAAAGAAAACUAUAUUAUAAUCUCAGUCUCACAAGUCGCAGGAGCGACGAGAUUAAACACAUCUCUUUUAUUGUGCAUAUUAGUGCUGUGGAUGAUUUCUGAUCUACUUUUGUGGCUGACGCUAUAGGUGUUACUUUGUUGAUUCGGAGCGUGUGCAGUUUUGGACGGAACGAGAAGAAGAAAGCACUGGGAAGUGCAUUAUUACAGUCGUGCUGUGAACUUUGCGUAAUUUGAGAUGUGCGUCAGGAGCACGAGCACUUAAAACCCAAACCCGAAGAUGCAUAUGUGUGCGAUUUUAUGCUCAAUUCUACUCGGCUUUGCUGCAAUUGGCAAAGCUGCAGAAUGUGAAUCUGGGUGCAAUCUUGCCAAUGGGGUUUGUGACAGUGGAGUGUGCAGGUGCAACCCUGGCUGGAAGGGUGCAACAUGUGAGCAGUGCAUUCCUCUCCCCGGUUGUGUUCAUGGAACAUGUGAAAACGCUUGGCAGUGUACAUGCGAGCAGGGAUGGGUAGGCAGUCAAUGUGACCAAGACGGCCAUCUGUGUUCAUCAAAGCCUUGUUCUGGCAAUUCAACCUGCAUUGAAAAAGAAGAGGGUGGAUAUCUCUGUAUCUGUCCUCCUGGAUACACAGGCAAACAUUGCCAACUGAAGAAAGGACAGUGUCUAAUGAAUGGUUCUCCAUGUCAGAAUGGUGGAACCUGUGUGGAUAGUAACGGAUUUGACAGUCACUCAUCUUGCCUGUGUACUCCUGGAUUCACUGGAGAUUUCUGCGAGAUUGAUGUUGACGCUUGUGAGUCCAGCCCAUGUCUAAACGGCGGCACAUGCACUGAUCGUGGACUAGUCUACACCUGCACUUGUCCUCCUGCUUUCUCUGGUCCUAUCUGCAACAUCAGCUUGGCUUUAUGCUCUGACAGUGCCUGUAACAAUGGGGGUACCUGUUUAAUUGAGACCAGCAGUGGAACUCGAUGUAUCUGUCCACCCGGCGUAACAGGACCUUUGUGUGACUAUCACAUCCAUGAGUUCAAACCGAAAGCCAAGUUUAAACCACCAAACCUAGGCCAUCCUCCCCAGCAAUUUAGCCUCCCUGCUCAUCCUUUCAACAAGCUGUUGAGACACCCUGAGCACGAGUUCCUAAAGAUCACCAUGAAAAAGUCAGCGGAUGCCUCCAGUCCACUGGUCACACGCAGCCAGGUGAUCUGCUUCGCAGUUUUGGGUCUGCUCACCUGCUUGGUGGUCUUGGGUACCACAAGCAUCAUCUAUAUCAAUCGCUGUGAGACGUGGCUGGCAAAUGCGAAGUAUAGCAAACUUAUGCGCAAACAGAGAAACUUCCUCCUAAAGGCCAGUGACAAGGAGCACUCUGUACAUAUCAUCCUACCUGAGAAAAUUAAGCUGACCAAUUAUGGGAAACACUACACAACCAUAUAACAGCUGGACCACCAGACACUUGUUCUUUUGGUUUUGUGAGCAUCAAACUAUUGUUACUUGUUUGGUUGUUGAAUAUGAAUAUUUGGGUAUUGGGUCUUAUUUGGAAAUAUUUAAGAAAAUAUUUAUUUCAGGGGCUAGGAGUAGAUUUUUGUAGAUUAUACAUUAUGGUUACACACAAUAAUUACAAUAGCUCAUGUGUAGCUCUGUGUAAAAAAAAACAGCUCUUCAUAUUAGUCUUAACAUUUCAAGAUGUCAUAUUUUUGCAAAUUUGGUUAGCGAUACAAUACCACAUCUG
Messenger RNA from Ictalurus furcatus (blue catfish), 2111 nucleotides. RefSeq names its product protein delta homolog 1. NCBI's taxonomy places the organism in Eukaryota, Metazoa, Chordata, Actinopteri, Siluriformes, Ictaluridae. Gene Ontology annotation, molecular function: calcium ion binding. The transcript has 5 exons. Bases 674 to 1816 code for a protein of 380 amino acids. The record is from RefSeq and is a predicted model, not a curated record. Gene Ontology annotation, biological process: heterophilic cell-cell adhesion; establishment or maintenance of epithelial cell apical/basal polarity. Gene Ontology annotation, cellular component: plasma membrane; protein-containing complex.